CAGACUUGCUCCCCGCUUCGCCCUUUCGCCUGGUUUUGGUUCAUUUCCGGUGGGAGUGCCGCGCCCAGUAAGGGCCCGGAAGUGGGUCGCGCGAAGAGUCCUGGGCGGUUCUUUCCGGAAGUGGAGAGCGGCUGUUUGCCGUCUCGAGGUGGUACAUUAUGGCUGACAUGCAAAAUCUGGUAGAAAGAUUGGAGAAAGUAGUGGGUCGUCUGGAGGCAGUAUCCCAGGUCUCUGACAUGCACUGUGCGUACGGAGACAGGCAUCCAAAAGCAGGAGCAUCUCCUUAUGUGCAGGCAUUUGACUUGCUGCUUGCCGGUCCUGUAGCAGAGUACCUGAAGAUCAGUAAAGAGAUUGGGGGAGAUGUACAGAAGCACGCGGAAAUGGUCCACACAGGUCUGAAGUUGGAGCAAGCUCUCUUGGCUACAGCCUCUCAGUGCCAGCAACCGGCAGGUAAUAAGCUUUCUGAAUUGUUGGCACCCAUCUCAGAGCAGAUCCAAGAAGUGAUAACCUUUCGGGAGAAGAACCGAGGCAGCAAGUUGUUCAAUCACCUGUCAGCUGUCAGUGAAAGCAUCCAGGCCCUGGGCUGGGUGGCUAUGGGUCCCACGCCUGGCCCUUAUGUGAAAGAAAUGAAUGAUGCUGCCAUGUUUUAUACAAAUCGAGUCCUCAAGGAGUACAAAGAUGUGGAUAAGAAGCAUGUGGACUGGGUCAAAGCCUACUUGAGUAUAUGGACAGAGCUGCAGGCUUACAUUAAGGAGUAUCAUACAACUGGACUGGCCUGGAGCAAAACAGGCCCUGUGGCAAAAGAACUGAGUGGAUUGCCAUCUGGACCCUCUGCUGGAUCAGGUCCUCCCCCUCCUCCACCAGGUCCGCCUCCCCCCCCAGUCCCCACCAGUUCAUGCUCUGAUGACUCUGCUUCACGCUCAGCACUGUUUGCCCAGAUUAAUCAGGGGGAAAGCAUCACACAUGCUCUGAAACAUGUAUCGGAUGAUAUGAAGACUCACAAGAACCCUGCCCUGAAGGCUCAGAGUGGUCCAGUACGCAGUGGCCCCAAACCAUUUUCUGCACCUAAACCGGGAGUCAGUCCCUCCCUCAAAGCAGCCUCAAAGAAAGAGCCAGCUCUACUUGAACUGGAAGGCAAGAAGUGGAGAGUGGAAAAUCAGGAGAAUGUUUCUAACCUGGUGAUUGAUGAUACGGAGCUGAAACAGGUGGCUUACAUAUACAAGUGUGUCAACACAACAUUGCAAAUCAAGGGCAAAAUUAACUCCAUUACAGUAGAUAACUGUAAGAAACUCGGUCUGGUGUUUGAUGACGUGGUGGGCAUUGUGGAGAUAAUCAAUAGUAGGGAUGUGAAAGUUCAGGUAAUGGGUAAAGUGCCAACCAUUUCCAUCAACAAAACAGAUGGCUGCCAUGCUUACCUGAGCAAGAAUUCCCUGGAUUGUGAGAUAGUCAGUGCCAAAUCUUCUGAGAUGAAUGUCCUUAUUCCUACAGAAGGCGGUGACUUUAACGAGUUCCCAGUCCCUGAGCAGUUCAAGACCCUAUGGAAUGGGCAAAAGUUGGUCACCACAGUGACAGAAAUUGCUGGAUAAGUGAAGUGCCACUGGGUUCUUUGCCCUCUCCCUUCACACCAUGGGAUAAAUCUUUAUCAAGACGGUUCUUUUCUAGAUUUCCUCUACCUUUCUGCUCUUAAAGUGCUUCUCUGCUCUGAGAAGCACAGCUACCUGCCUUCACUGAAAUAUACCUCAGGCUAAGAUUUGGGGUGGGAUAGCAGGUCAGUUGAUCAUCUGCAGGAAAGUAUAGCUUUUCCAUAUCAGCUCAACCACACCACCAGUCUAUUCUUUUGGAAAUGCAGACCAGGAUUAAUGGGUUUUAGCUUUCAGCUUUUGAGGGUUAUUCUAUCAACAGUCUUUUGGGAAGAAUAGAACAGUCUCCAGGAGUUAACUCAUCAGAUUGUUCUUCGCACAGGUUAAUCUUUUUCUAGCAGUGAGCAUGAGGAUAGCAGCAACUGGAGUGAUUCCAGUUGGUUCUUCUAACCAAACUAAUUUUUCACUGUUGAUAAGCGAGACAAAAGUUGCACUGGACCAAAGGCUGAGGCUUGGCCAUCUAGCAUUCCAAGCAAAAUUGUUUCCUAUAAGCAUUCCUUUUAUUUUGCAUUCCAUCCUGGGUCUGCCUGAACCAUGAGAUAGUAGGUUGUCCUGUACCAGCUGUUGUAGCAGUGACCUGCACCCAGGGUAAUUAAAGGAGUCUUUAACCCUUUCUUUCUCUGGUAUCUCUGCCUAGCACCUUCUUACAGAGAUGACUUGAAAAGAGGGGGGUGGGGGGAAGGAAAAUAACACACCAAUCCAAGAAAUCUGGCAUUCCUUUCUCCUCCCAUGCUAGGUGCCUGUCAUCCACCUUCACUGCCUUCUUUUCCCUGUCAUGCUCAGCAGCUUACAGCUUCUGUCCAGGCACCUGAACAGAGAACUAAAACCUCCACUGCAGACUAGUUUUAGAUCUCCAUUUAUGUCAGAGUCUUGCACAGCACUGCUAAUGUAAAUUUCAGUUUUUCCCUCUAGGACAGACACCAAAAUAUGCAGUGUUUUUGGUGGGAGAGAGAUUGUCCUGUGACUUCUACCCAUUCCCUGAGGCCUGUGGAAAUAAACCUUUAUGUACUUUAAAGUUAUACAGAAAUAGAAUAAAGUUAAUACCAAACUUG
Messenger RNA from Choloepus didactylus (southern two-toed sloth), 2692 nucleotides. It is a transcript of the gene CAP1, whose product is annotated as cyclase associated actin cytoskeleton regulatory protein 1. Gene Ontology annotation, biological process: cytoskeleton organization; regulation of adenylate cyclase activity; cell morphogenesis. Gene Ontology annotation, molecular function: actin binding; adenylate cyclase binding. Lineage: Eukaryota; Metazoa; Chordata; Mammalia; Pilosa; Megalonychidae. The record is from RefSeq and is a predicted model, not a curated record. Gene Ontology annotation, cellular component: cytoplasm. The transcript is spliced from 13 exons. The coding region runs from base 159 to 1586 and encodes 475 amino acids.